UGCCCGGCGAGUAAUUAGAGCCAGCCGAGAGCCAGUUGACACACGAUACGAGUCGCCUCGGAGUCGCGCCGCAUCAUCGCCGAGCCUUGUUCUCCAACGGGACAGUCUCGAACGAGCACGGCCCGCCGCCGCACCAUCGCCGAGCCUAUCGCUCUCCAACGGGGCACAGUCACGAGCGAGCAGGACCCGCCGCCGCAGCGCAGCAGAGCUCGCCCAAACCCAGCACGGUCCACGACGACGCAGAGCCGAGCCCGACCGACCGCAGCUCCCCGCGACGCGUCCUCAGGACCCGCACACGACCUGCUGCAGCGCCGGUGCCACAGGCGCCACGAGAAGUGCGAGAGAGGGGCUUGAUCCGAGGGCGGCCGCACUUGCGUGCGCUUCUGAAGUCCUAUGAAGAGACCGGUGAGUCGGGAGGCAGCAGCAGCGGCACCUAGCCGGCAACAUGACCGGGCGAGCCAGCCCCGGGAGGGCCUCCGUCGGGACCUCGACGACACCACUCCGCCUCCCCCUCGGCCUCCUGGGGGGCGUGGGCAACGGCCGGAGGGCGCGGUCUGAACUCGGGGCUGGUCCGGGGGCAGCGACCAGCCCCCAGGAACCCAGCGUGAGAUACCAGUACACUCCUCCAGAGCUGCUGGACUCGGAGGAAGGCGCCUCCGAGCCGCGCGCCAGGCGGUGGGCUUGGCUGCGUUGUCCGAGAUGCCCGCCGUGCCCCUGCGUCACCCGCACCCUGGCCGUGCUCCAGGAAUGCGCGGAGGGGUUCGGGGCGUGGCCGUCGGGCCGGUGGGUGUCCUCGGUGUUGUGCCCCGCCGUGCUGCUGCUGCAGCUAUGGGCGCUGGCCUACUGCUUCCUCGGCGACCUGGCCAACGUCGACGGCCCCCUGUUCCGCCUCGUGGCCAUGUUCGUGUGCGCCUCGCUGGCCGGCUGGAUGGUGCACACCUUGGCCGACGUGCCCGCCCUGGUGGGGAUGCUCGUCGUCGGCGUGGCCUUCAAAAACACGGCCUUCCUGAACCUCGGCCCGGAGUAUGACAACCUCGUUUCUGCCCUGAGGAAGGCCGCGCUCGCGCUGAUCAUGGUGCGUGCGGGGCUGGGGCUGGACCCUCGCCAGCUGCGUUCGCUGUCCCUGGUGGUCCUGGGGCUGGCCAUCGUGCCCGCCUUCGUGGAGGUCGUCUCCAUCAUCGGCCUGGGGUACCUCCUCCUCGACCUGCCGCCCCUGUGGGGCGUCCUCCUCGGGCUGGUCUUGUGCGCCGUCGCGCCGUCCGUGGUGAUGCCGUGCUUCGUGGAGCUGCGCGCGCAGAGGCUCGGCACCGACAAGGGCAUCGACACCCUGGUGGUGGCCGCGGCCUCGUUCGACGACGUCAUCGCCAUCUCCCUCUACGGCCUGGUGCAGAGCCUCCUCUUCAGCGAAGGAACCUCCGCGGAGGAGCUCGCCCAGCACCCGCUGGGCCUGGUCUUCGGCAUCCUGUACGGCGCGGUCCUCGGCAAGUCCCUCCAGCUGGUGCCGUUGAGGGACACGCGGCACCUGGCCCAGUGGCGCUCCGCCCUCGUGCUCGGCGGCGGGCUCGUCGUCACCUUCGGCAGCGACGCGUUGGGCUUCCAUGAGGCGGGAUCGGUGGGCUGCAUCGCCACGGCCUUCACGGCGGCGGCGGGCUGGAGGAGGAGGGAGUCGUCCCUGGCUGUGGACGACGUAGAAAAGCACUUCGAGGUGAUGUGGGUGGUGUUCGAGCCCGUCAUGUUCAGCCUCAUCGGCGCGGACAUCAACACCUCCGUCCUGGACGGCGGCCUAGUGGGCCUGGCUGUCGGCUGCAUUCUGAUAUCACUAGUGUUCCGCACCAUCUCCACGUGGCUUUUGCUGCUCGCAGAGAAAAGAUUCAACUGGAAGGAGCGACUGUUUGUCGCGCUCUCCUGGCUGCCCAAGGCCGACGUGCAGGCCGCGCUGGGACCGCUCGCCCUCGACGCCGCUCGCCACGCCGUGACUGCGCCCGCGACGUCGCCGUCUGCCGUGCAAGACCUGCAGGACGCCAACGUGGACGUCGCCCGCGCCAACACCGUGCUGCUGGUGGCCGUCCUGUCCAUCGUGCUGACCGCCCCCGCCGGCUCCAUCAUCAUCUCCACCCUGAGCAAGCGCCUCCUCACCCCCGCCCCGCCCCGCAUUGUAAAUACUAAUUACAUCCAUAGUCUUGAUUUUUAUGGUGAGAAAUGCAUUGGAAAUGAGUUUCGCAAAUUAAAAGACCAACACCAACAGCCGCUUCCCUCCCAAUGGCUGGCAGAGUGUUAG
Messenger RNA from Frankliniella occidentalis (western flower thrips), 2278 nucleotides. Its product is annotated as sodium/hydrogen exchanger 9B2-like. Lineage: Eukaryota; Metazoa; Arthropoda; Insecta; Thysanoptera; Thripidae. The record is from RefSeq and is a predicted model, not a curated record. The transcript has 12 exons. The coding region runs from base 446 to 2278 and encodes 610 amino acids.